Molecule: messenger RNA, 6243 nt
Organism: Aquila chrysaetos chrysaetos
Lineage: Eukaryota; Metazoa; Chordata; Aves; Accipitriformes; Accipitridae
Gene: OFD1
Product: OFD1 centriole and centriolar satellite protein
Exons: 23
Coding region: 129-3158 (1009 amino acids)
Biological process (GO): epithelial cilium movement involved in determination of left/right asymmetry
Cellular component (GO): centrosome; ciliary basal body
Molecular function (GO): protein binding
Source: RefSeq, a predicted model, not a curated record
UGAGGGGAGCGGAGGGGGCCGCGGCAGCUUGGGCUCGGCUCGGCGGCCCUGGGUCGAGCCGGGAGUCAAUAAUGCCUCUUUUUUUUUUUUUUUUCCCCCUCUUUUUUUCCCUGGUGUCGUAGGGCAGGAUGGCUUCGGUUGAACGGGAGACGCUGUCCCAAGACGAACUCCGGAAAAGGCUCUAUCAGACCUUUAAGAACCGAGGCGUGCUGGACACGCUUAAGACACAGCUCCGAAACCAGCUAAUCCAUGAACUAAUGCACCCGAUUUUAAGUGGAGAACUUCAGCCACAGGUUGUUCCAAGUGAGGACAGUUCACUUUUGAUCACAGCUUCCAACAGUUUGGUGGCAGAUCAUCUACAGAGAUGUGGCUAUGAGUAUUCACUUUCUGUUUUCUUUCCAGAAAGUGGAUUAGAGAAGAAGAAGCUGUGGACUGUGCAAGAUCUUCUUCAAUUAAUGAGAAUCAAUCCAAAAUCCAGUCUUUACAAAUCACUGACUUCGGGAACUCGGAAGGAGAAUAAAGGUUUUCUUAUGCAGAUUUUAAUCGGACUUACAGAGCAUCAUCUAAGUAGGGAAACUCAUGACACAGAGACUCAGACAACCUCAGUGCCUCCUUACAGAGAAUCUCUUGCUGAGAAGCUUCAGCUGAUUGAUGAACAGUUUGCAGACUCUUAUCCCCAGCAUCAGAAAUACGAAUCUUUAGAAGUAAAACUUCAUGAAUAUAGAAAAGAAAUAGAGAAGCAGCUUCAAGCAGAAAUGUGUCAAAAGCUAGAACAUUUUAAAGAAGUUGAAAUAGCAAAGAUUAAAAUGGAGGAGAAAGUGCAGACCCAGAAAGAAAUCUCUGAGCUGCGUCAUGAGUUGGAGAGGACACAUCAGGCAAAGUCUGAAGCCUUGAUUUCUCGUGAAAAGAAUGCUAUUGAGAGGCUUCAAAAGCAACAAGAGAUAGAAGCAAAGGAAGUAUACGCUCAGAGACAAAGUCUACUGAAAGACAUUGAAGUCGUAAGGACCAGAGAGGCGGAACUGAAGCAAAGAAUUGAGGCAUUUGAAGUCUCUCAGAAACUUCAGGAAGAGAAAAAUAAAGCUAUUGAUGAUGCACUUCGACGUCGGGAGGUUGCUGUGAAGAGCAUAGAGGAGACGUAUGAUCAAAAGCUUAAGACAGAACUCUUAAAAUAUCAGCUUGAAUUAAAAGAAGAACACAUAGCCAGAUCCAAUAAAGUUACUGAAGAUGAGAAAAAAAAUAAAGAGAAAGCUAUGCUUUUGCAUGAAGAAACCAUUGCUGUUAAUUCAAAAAAGGAGGAACUCAAGCAAGCUAUAUCACGCACGAGAGAGCUUGAGCUGGAUUUGGAGUCAGCAAAGGCCCAGGUUGUCUUGGUAAAUAAACAGAAUCAGUUGUUGACAGAAAAACUGAAAGAGGUAUCAGACUAUCCUUUGCUAAAGGAGGAGAAAUUGGAGCUCCAAGUGCAGAAUAAACUACUUAGGCAACAGUUGGAUGAGAGUCGCAGUGAGAACCAGCAUCUUCGAGACAAGCUAUCGCAGCCCUCGGCGGAGCACCUGGCCUGCCAAGUGGAGCUGAGGAGAGUGGAACAUUCUAGGAAGCUGGCACUGGAUGAAUUUGAAAGUCAUAGGCAGAUUUUGGAAAAGCAGCUACAAAGUGAGGUUGAGCGUUGUGCCCAGUUAAAGACCCAACUGUUGGAGUCGGAAGCUACUGUCAGGAAGUUAAAUGUGCAGGUUGAGGAACUGAAACUGCAGGUGAAACAAACACAGGCAGCUCUAGAAAAUGAAGUGUAUCGGAAUCCAAAGCCUUCAUUUGUCGAUCGCUCUGUCCUUGACUUCACUGGUGACAGAAUUGUACCCCAUGAUAUUUAUGUGGAUAGCACAUUCCUAAAGAAUCAGGUUAUGACUGAUGUGAUGAAGGUAAAUGCUGUGCCGAGAUUUGGCUAUCAGCAGCAGUUACAGCCACGCAGUGCUUCUCCAGAUUCUGACCUAGAGUGUAUGGCACAAACCCGGGCUAGAAUAAAAGAACUAGAAAAAGAGGCAGAGUAUUUGGAAGAAGCCUACAGGAACUACCAACACAGAGUCAUGCAGGAUGCAGCUGCAAGCAGAACGCCAAGAAAGAUGCAGUCUCCUUUACUCCUACAGUGUGCUGUUAGCAGACCCCCCUUGACGACCCAGCAUGAACUUCUAGAGGAUAAUCCCAGCUCCCAGCACUCCCCCCUGAGCAGUCCAAGAGGUGAAAAACACAUCAAAAAAUCUGGGCAGGUUGAGGUCUUUAAAAAUCCGUUAACGCCACCGUGCAGAGGAGCAUCUUCUUCAAGACGCCUUUCUUCUACUCCCAUUUCGAAAUUGGAAAGAGAUCUUGGUAACAAGAAAACUUCAGAUGACAUCAGCGGCUCAUACCUUGCCUCUUCACAGCAGAGUGUUGACCAGGUGCUUUCUCCUAUUUCAAAGCCACAUCUACUUUCAUCUUCUGAGUCUGUUUCUUCCUCACCAUCCAGUCGUGGCCAGAAAAUCAGACUUCAUAAUGAAAGAACAGAUAAACAAGAUUUCAGUGAUAUCCCCAAACCAGAGAAACUAAUGUAUGAGGACCUUGAAGAACGCAUUUCUUCUCUUGAAUAUCAGGGGGACAUUCCAGAGCAGUGUGAAAGUGAUGCCUUGCAUCCAUCUGGGGACAUCGUCAAUGGAAACCAUGUCACAGCCACUGUGCCAGCAACAGCCACUUCACUGCAGGACUUAACGGUGCUGGAUCAAAGACAGAUUGAAGAACAGAAUAGAGAAGUUGAGAAAAACUUAGAAGAAAGGAAAGUAAGAGAAGAAAGGAGAGAGAAAGAACAACAGGAAGCUUUGGAAAGAGAGCAAAAAGAAGCGGAAAAGCUUAACAAAGAGCAGAUCCAAGACUCAAUGAAAAUAGAUGAAGAUGAGGGAGUAAAAUCUGAAAACAGUAAUGCUGGUGCUGAAGAUAAUGUAAAGGUUCCUACUCCAAAUCCAUUAGAAAAAUACAUGAGAAUAAUUCAACAGCGCAGAGAGGAGGAACUGGCAAACAAGGAUUCAAAAAAAGAAGAAAUAGGAGAAGUAUCACUUACAGAGGGACUUCUAUCUAGUGAAAAGGAUGACAGCACUGCAGGCAUUUCUCAUGGAGACAUGGAUGAAAACUUCUGGUGAACAACACUGAUUUUGAGUUGUCUCAGCACUUCAGUCAUUGACUUCAAAUAGCAAGCCCUGAUGUGGUGUUAAUCCAGGAGGCCCUUGAGUGGGGUGAGAGAAAGGACAAAGCAGUGCAAAGAAAUUAAUCCAUAUGUUCAGGUAAGUUGGCUUUGGCACUGAAUUCCUAUAAACUUGGACGGCUUUUCAAGUGGUGCUCCCCACACCCCAAACCCUUCCCCUCCAACUGUUAGAACCUGUAGAUUAAAGAAACCAUGGGCAGGUAACAAAAAAUUCAGUCAUCAUCACAGGUUUUUAAAGAUGUCCCGUGGAAGGCCUUGGCUUGCGCAGCUUCAGAGAGCCACGUGUGACAGACCCAAGCUGACUUGCUCCUUUUACUGCUACGGCAGGGGAAGCAAACACUUUCAAAAGCAGCCUUAGCUCAUGUAUCACCUUGUUGGCAUUAACCAGCCCAGAACGGAGAGAUUCAAAUAAAAAUGCUAUUUAACUCACUCAUCUUUAUUUAAGCUUUGUAUUUUGUAGGUAGGUUAUAGGCAAGAUCAUUAAACUUUAUUUACAGUAUAAAAUACAGUAAUUUUUUAAUCAAUGAAGUAAUUUUGGGUGGCAGCAUAUAUUACAACUUGCACUGCAUUGGAGGCUGCUCAUCUUGACCUAACUACAAGAACAUGAAGCCAAGUUUGACAGAAUUUAGGGGCAAAACCCAUAGCUCUAUCUUGAAUUCAUUGGAUGUUGAAACACGACAUACCAAAAAUGUGACAGAUAUAAACUUUCCUUUAGGAAUUAAGCUAAAAUGUGAUUUGGUGGCUAGUCUAAUUUUACACACUGCUUAAUUUGGUCUUGCAGCAACACUGGAUUUACAGCUUGGUGGUUGAUGUCCGGAAUGGGAUGGAUAGCACUUGUUGCGUUAUGCUGGCCUGGAACAACUACCAAUACUUCACGCUAGAAACACUCGCUGACUUACCACGCUGACACGGACACCUACAGGGCAUCCCUGCCCCGUACAGGGGCAAGUGGAUUGAUACUACGGAACAAAAACGUGUGUAACUUCAGAGAGAGACAUGAAGCAGAGAGAUGCACUAGUAUGGAGUAGCUGAAGGUCUGUUUUCAAAUAAGCGUACACAAGUGGUGUCUAUUAUCUACAAAUAUUUAUUUUAACACUUGGAUGUAACUACAGGAAGCCCUUGGCACUGAUAGAAAAUAUUGAUUCACUGUUAGGUUACAAAAAUUUAUACAUAGCAAAAUUUAAUGCUCUUUACAUAAAAAUAUUAGACUACUUAAACAAAACUUCAAAAACUCCCAGUAAUAGCUACACUGAAUUAGAAAAGAAUUAGGCUUUAAGACACUGCCUCCAUUAUUACCCUUAUGCAAACACUGGGCUAGAACAUCACCUGCAUUGCUGUAGAAAUGUCUCCUUCAUGCAACAGGUAAGAACAUACACUAGGCUAUUUUGUCAUAUUUGCUCUACAUUGAUCAACUUUGCCCCUUUUUUGAAACUGUCAAAUUAGACUCCAAUAUUUAACAAAAAAAUUAUAUUUGAAAUUAAUACCCCCCAAAAUACCUUUUCUCUUAAUACUGACUUGAAGAAAUUUGUGCUUCCUUUGAUUUAUAUUCAGCAAACAGUCAAAACUAUCAAACCACACGUCAGCUUAACAUGGGUAUGACUUAAAUAUUUAAUUUUUUUAAAUGACUGAUGCAUUUUACUUUUUCCCCCCAACAUUUAUAUAUAUAUAUAUAUAUCAUAUAGAACAAACACCAAAUAUACCAUCACUAAUACUCAAGAUAUCACUGAAUGCUUCUGAAAAAAACAUUAAUUAGAAGGCAGACUUCUAUGGGAAAUGACUUUUAAAAUGGCACCAGUUUGUUGUUUGUUUUUUUCUGAACACCACGUUUUCUUCAUGUGCUAAUUAAUUUGUAAAAAGGAAAACACAUAAGCACUGACUAUAAAUUUGCUAAGCACCAAGAUAGAGAAAGGUGGACAUCCUGUAUUCUGGUUUAUGGCUGUAAUUUUUAUUGUUUGUGUAAAACUCUGCAAACUUUCUCAUCCACUCAUUUGGAAUAGUCAGAUCAGUGUCAUUUUAAUAAGGUAACACUUUUCACUUACUUAAAAUGUAGGAUAAUGGUCUCCUGCCACUAUAUAAAUGCUAAGACAUUUAUAGAAAAUAAAUAUUAAGGCAAAGCUGACAUUUAUUUUCAAAGAAGGGGAUCAUUAUCCAGAUCCAGGGAUCUACAUUCCAUUAAAUAGUUAAUAAAAAGAUUAAAACUCAGGACGUCUGCUCAGCACUCAGGUAAGCACAGGAGUGUGACUGCUUCAUCAUAAAAAAGUGUGGCACAAAAGCAGAGUGCUGUUCCUGUGGCCCGUGUAAAUAGUGUUCAAAGACGGCCCCGUUGCAACUUCAAACUGCUGCAACUGUGCUGUCACGUAAGCACGAGCUGUCAGAAAUCCUAGCCGGCCACGGUUUCAUUUGGUAUAUAAACGGAGAUACUAAAUCACGUGCAGAGAUCUACUGCCUGCUGGUUUGGAGCACCUGCCACAGUUUUGUGCAGGACGUCAUGCUGUAGAACUUGUCAAAUAUUAAAUACCAAAAGUCUCAAAGAGGAAUAAUUUGGUCACUUAUUGUGAAGUGUUGCCUUUUAAAAUGCCUGGAAUAAACCCUCCAUUCUCUCUAUGAAAGGAUGGAAGAUUACCCUUGGGAAGAUUUCCCUGUGAAAGCGUUCCAGGAGCUGGAACGUGAAGCUUUUGCACUUCUCUCUAAUUUUGUUUGGUAGACACACAUCUGUACUGCAGAGCAGCUAUUUGUUGAUUUGUCAGAGCUACAGAAUUCUUCUGCUGAAUUACUGUGGCAUACAUUUAUGUGUAAGAAUUGAGUUGCUCUUUUGACCGAGACUGGAUAUCCUGAAGCUCCUGCUCUUCUUUUGCUUUGAUAUCUUGGUAGGCCUGCAUUUUGCUUGCAUCCUUUAAGUAGGCCCAGUUAGAAGACAGUAUCAUGAGGAAGUGGAUCUGGAAGAGAAGGGUGAGCAUGAUGGCUAGUGAGCAUGUCAAGAGGCAAAGCAAGCUGCUAGUUAGAUUAAUAGACGCUCUUUAAAA